AUGUCCUCGGCUGAGGCAGAUGACACGGACGAUGAGCUUGAUCCUUUUAUGCAGCUUGAAGAAGAUCUACGAAACAUCAAAUCUGUUAUUCAUGUGACGCGAGAGAAUAUUGAUGCGCUAAAUGCGAAGUUUGCAGACUUUCAACAACCUCCGGCGCUGUAUCUGGAGGAAUAUCAGGAGCUCACAUCAAAGCUGCACGAUCUCGAAAUCAAAGAGCAGGACCUGGUAGAUAAGAAGAUGCAGCUUCAAAAUGAAUCGUUAAGCGAACCUAGCGAGCCGCCCGAUCCAGAUCCCGAAGAACGGAUAGAAACCGAAAGCAUGUGUGGAACAUUGAGCAGGCAGUCGAAAAUGUUGCUUAGAGCCUUUUUGCCGAAUCAGCAGCGUACGUCAGUACAAGUAAUACCAGGGAUGCGACUGAAAGAUGCGCUGGCAAAAGCACUAAAACGUCGUAACCUGACGUGUGAGUUCUGCGAGGUUACUGCCGGAACUAAUGACUAUCCGAUUCCCUGGGAAACAGACGUAAGCGCAUUGAACUGUGAUGAGGUUUUCGUGCGCAUACUGGACAUCGGAUUUCCGACUUACAUUUCGCAUCAGUUCAUUCGGAAGACGUUUUUCUCACUUGCUUUCUGCGAGUGCUGUCGUCGGUUGCUGUUUACCGGUUUCUACUGUAAUCAGUGCAACUAUCGUUUUCAUCAGCGAUGCGUCGAUAAGGUGCCACCAAUCUGUAGUAAACGGCACAUGGACAGCACGUUUUAUCAUGUGUUACUGGCGAAUCCCGAAAGUACUGCAGGGAUCAUCAAUCCCGGUGCCGGAGCCGGAGGGUACGGUGCGAGCUUACGUCACCCGCGGUCACUAAAUCAGCAGGAUCGUUCAAACUCUGCUCCGAAUGUAUGCAUCAACAAUGUGAUAAAACCGUACUUUGGGACAGAUAGUCGACAUGCUAUAAGUAAUCGCCCGCUGCAGGCUCAAACAAACCAAGAGCAUUCCCAUUCCACGCAAGCAUCGCCCACGAAUACGCUCAAUCAUAGUAAAAGACCACGAGCCAGGUCGGCAGAUGAAAGCAAUAAAAACCUCUUGUCACCGCGAGAUUCGAAACAGACGGACGAAAAUUGGAACAUCCAAGCGGAAGAGAUUUUGAUAGGUCAACGCAUUGGGUCUGGUUCAUUCGGAACGGUGUACAAAGCGCACUGGCAUGGACCGGUUGCCGUAAAAACAUUGAACGUGAAAACUCCGAGCCCAGCGCAGUUGCAAGCAUUUAAAAACGAGGUAGCAAUGCUUAAGAAGACACGACACUGCAAUAUAUUGCUGUUCAUGGGAUGUGUGAGUAAGCCAUCGCUAGCUAUCGUUACCCAAUGGUGCGAAGGUAGCAGCUUGUAUAAGCACAUACACGUGAAUGAGACCAAGUUCAAGUUGAACACGCUGAUCGACAUCGCUCGGCAAGCUGCCCAAGGAAUGGAUUACCUUCAUGCAAAAAACAUUAUUCACCGUGAUCUGAAAUCGAAUAAUAUAUUCCUGCAUGAUGAUUUCUCGGUAAAAAUAGGCGAUUUCGGCCUAGCCACGGCCAAGGUACGAUGGUCGGGUUCGCAGCAAUCAAACCAACCGACUGGAAGUAUCCUCUGGAUGGCUCCGGAAGUGAUUCGAAUGAAGGAUCAGAAUCCGUACUCGUUCCAAAGUGAUGUAUAUGCGUUUGGUAUUGUGCUUUACGAAAUGUUGACCGAGCAGUUACCGUACAAUCACAUAAACAACAAAGAUCAGAUCCUAUUCAUGGUAGGCUGCGGUAAGCUGAGACCAGAUUCGACAAAAGUACGCUCAGACUGUCCCCAGGCGUUGAAGCGCUGUGUCGAGGACUGUAUAAAGUUUAAUCGCGAUGAAAGACCGCUUUUUCGACUUCUACUAAAUAUGUUGGAAAAUAUGCUACGAACCAUGCCGAAGUUUCACCGUAGUGCAAGCGAACCUAAUUUUACUCAGACGCAGCUACAAAAUGACGAUUUUUUGUAUAUGUGCUCCAGCCCCAAAACGCCGGUUAAUUUUCAUAAUUUCCAGUUCUACAACGGAGCAGGAAACUAUUAA
This is a messenger RNA of Anopheles nili, 2070 nucleotides long. RefSeq names its product raf homolog serine/threonine-protein kinase Raf. Gene Ontology annotation, molecular function: ATP binding; protein kinase activity. The transcript is spliced from 4 exons. NCBI's taxonomy places the organism in Eukaryota, Metazoa, Arthropoda, Insecta, Diptera, Culicidae. Gene Ontology annotation, biological process: protein phosphorylation; signal transduction. The coding region runs from base 1 to 2070 and encodes 689 amino acids. The record is from RefSeq and is a predicted model, not a curated record.